Molecule: messenger RNA, 482 nt
Organism: Bufo gargarizans (Asiatic toad)
Lineage: Eukaryota; Metazoa; Chordata; Amphibia; Anura; Bufonidae
Gene: FMC1
Product: formation of mitochondrial complex V assembly factor 1 homolog
Exons: 2
Coding region: 71-406 (111 amino acids)
Cellular component (GO): mitochondrion
Source: RefSeq, a predicted model, not a curated record
GGAGCAUGUGACCAGUGACGUCACAGACCUCGUUCUAACAACUCCACUCUAGCAUCUACCCUACCUAAACAUGUCCUUUCUAGGAAAACCAUUACAAACAUUCCGAUGCCUCCUACGUGAGUUGAGGCAGAAUUAUGGCGUGAAUCGUUACAGAAAGACAGUAGCAUACAGCUUCAUUCGGGCGCAGUUCAGUAGGAAUCAGGUAACCAGUGAAAAGCUGUGCUUGGCCCACCAGGAACUUCAUUUCCAAGCCUCCACAUACUUAUGUCUUCUGCAAAGCGUCAGGAACCAUAUUUUCUUUCAUGAAGAAUAUCAUGGCAAAGGGGAACGUACUGUUGAAGAAGUUGCCGGUCUUGUGGGUUUUAAGAUACCACAGCAACCUGGUGGAAAAGGCUUGAAGAAGUGAAUUGCUGUUAUUCAGGAACAAAUCCCAAGCUAUAGUGAAAUACUUAUUAGGUGAAUAAAUAAUUCUUGUUGACAUA